AUGGUGAACACAUGGCUCUCGCUCUCCGUCGCAGCAUCGCUGUUAGCUCUGUCGCUGCUGCGCACCUUGCUCUCGCGGUCAUCUUCCGCAAAAAAUCUCCCACCUGGUCCGAAACCUAGCAACUUUGUCACGGGCAACACGAUCCCCACCACCCAUCCCUGGCGAACCUUUUCCAAAUGGACCCAGCAGUACGGCGACAUCUUCACGCUUCGCAUCGGCAGCACUUACCUCUUUGUUCUGGGGCAAGCCUCGUCAGCACACGCAAUCAUGGAGAAGCAAUCGGCCUGUUCAUCGGACCGUCCACGUCAGAUCAUGGCUGGGGAGCUGAUUUCAGACAACCGACGGAUGCUGAUCUUGCCCUACGGCACGAGAUGGAGAUUGUUUCGCAAAGUGUUGCACGAGACAUUGCAAGACAAAGCAGCCCGACUGUAUGAAGGGGUGCAGAGGAGGGAGGCGUGUAUUGCAAUGUUGCAUCUGGGUAGGACCCCGGAAAGGUUUCAACAGGUGUUCAAGAGGUAUGCUGCAAGUGUGAUUAUGCAGGUCACUUACGAUUACCGGAUCGACUCGUUGGAGGAUCCGCUGAUACGGCAGGUGGAAGAGUGUUUGACCAAAUUGGCGCUUUGGAUCCGCCCAGGCGCAAGCGUGCUGGAUCGUUAUCCAGCGUUGCUUUGGCUCCCUGCUGUUGUGAACCCGUGGAAGCAAAAGGGCCUGGAAUUGCGGGAAAAGGAGCAAAUGCUGUUCGUGUCUCAGUGGGACAGCGUUCGUCGGCGAGUCGCACAGAACCAGUGUCAGCCGUGUUUCGUUAGCAAGGUGCAGGAAAAACAGGCCGAGCUUGGCAUCACAGAUGCCGAAGGCGCAAGUUUGGCAGGAAGUAUGUUUGGCGCUGGGUCGGAUACAACUGCCAGUGGGCUGGCCAUCUUCGUGCUAGCCAUGUGCGCAUUCCCUCACGUCCUCAAAGCUUUACAAGCCGAGAUUGACCAGGUCUGCAGCGACAACUUGCCCAGAUUUGAAGAUCUAUCGGCGCAAACAACUCCCUACCUCUACGCUACAGUACAGGAGACUCUACGAUGGCGACCGAUCAGCGCUGGAGGGUUCUCACACAAACUUACCCAAGACGUCGAGUAUCGAGGCUACCUACUACCCAAGGGAAGCACAGUAGUCGCACCGCACUGGUCGAUCAGUUUGGACGAGCAUGAGUAUCCCGAACCGCACGUCUUUCGUCCGGAACGCUUCCUCUCGCCCAACGACGGCAGCGUCAAAGGCACGUGGUUCGCACCCGCACGCGGGUCGGUCGCAUUUGGGUUCGGUCGCAGAGUGUGCCCCGGUCUACACAUUGCCAUGCGUUCGUUGACGAUCAAUUUGGCCUGCAUAGCCUGGUGCUUCGACAUCACUUCAGGCGAUCCGGAUAAAGUAGACACGCUGGCAUUUACAUCGGCUGCCAACUCGCACCCGUUGCCGUUUGAUGCCAACUUUGUGUAUAGGUCGAAAGCGAGGGAGCAGGUGGUGAUGGCCGAGAACAGGGAGACGGGUGAGCUCGAUCGUAUCGCUGCUGCUGCGCGGUAG
Sporisorium graminicola is the source of this 1563-nucleotide messenger RNA. RefSeq lists its product as uncharacterized. The record is from RefSeq and is a predicted model, not a curated record. The transcript has a single exon. Gene Ontology annotation, molecular function: oxidoreductase activity, acting on paired donors, with incorporation or reduction of molecular oxygen; monooxygenase activity; iron ion binding. Lineage: Eukaryota; Fungi; Basidiomycota; Ustilaginomycetes; Ustilaginales; Ustilaginaceae. The coding region runs from base 1 to 1563 and encodes 520 amino acids.